Drosophila santomea is the source of this 1001-nucleotide messenger RNA. RefSeq names its product elongation of very long chain fatty acids protein 7. The transcript is spliced from 5 exons. Gene Ontology annotation, molecular function: fatty acid elongase activity. Gene Ontology annotation, biological process: fatty acid elongation, saturated fatty acid; fatty acid elongation, polyunsaturated fatty acid; sphingolipid biosynthetic process. The coding region runs from base 142 to 942 and encodes 266 amino acids. Gene Ontology annotation, cellular component: endoplasmic reticulum membrane. NCBI's taxonomy places the organism in Eukaryota, Metazoa, Arthropoda, Insecta, Diptera, Drosophilidae. The record is from RefSeq and is a predicted model, not a curated record.
AUCUAUGCUGGCAGGGAAAUAAAAACAGUGGUCGGUGUGCUGUUCACGCUUAAAUGUGCGCCGGCGGUCGAGGCGGUAGAGCUACAGUCCCACGCCACUUGAAGGAUACAGGCCAGCAGAAGCCGAACACAAAGAAGCAAAAUGGAGGCGUCAACCAGUCCAAAUUUUCAGGCGGUGGUGGACAUUCCUGCGUUGUAUAAGGAUCCCUGGUACAUGAUCACAGUGCUGGGCCUCUACCUGUACUUUGUCACUAAAGCGGGACCGCAUUUCAUGGAGUGGCGCAAGCCUUACGAGCUCAAGCGCCUGAUCUUGGUGCAUAACUUCAUCCAGGUGGUGUCCUGCAUAUAUGUUAUUAAAGAGGUCCUGUUAAUUACGGACAACACCAUAUACUUCUUUUGGAAAUGCCGCGACGUCGGGAGCAGCCCGGAGCUCGUGAGACGCUACUACAACUUGGCCUACUUUCUCUUCUGGCUGAAGAUCUCUGAGCUUAUAGAAACAGUCAUAUUUGUGCUUCGCAAGAAACAAAACCAAGUGUCCAGGCUGCACCUCUUUCACCACUUUUCCACGGUAACGCUGGUGUACAUACUAAUAAACUUGAACGAAAAUGGUUCUGCUGCUUACUUCUGCGUGUUCCUGAAUUCUAUCGUUCACGUUAUUAUGUACUCGUACUACUUUGUGGCGGCAGUGGCGGAUAAGAACUUGGUCCGCGCCCUCACCCCAGUGAAGAAGUGCAUCACAGUGACUCAGAUGACGCAGUUCGCCCUUAUCCUCACACAGGUUGCUUCCCAGUUGGUAUUGUGUGGCAUGCCGCCCCUAGUGCUCCUCUACUUCACCGCCGUCAUCGGAGGCAUGUUCUACGGCUUUUACGACUUCUAUAAUAGUGCCUAUCAAAUCUCCAAGAGGCGCAAGAGUCAGACCCCUCAGCCAGACUCAACAAAAUGAUUCCCUGUCACCAAAUCACGCAAUAAAAGCGCACCAACAAGUGUGUAUGUGUAUCCAAA